Messenger RNA from Triplophysa rosa, 4186 nucleotides. It is a transcript of the gene map4k3a, whose product is annotated as mitogen-activated protein kinase kinase kinase kinase 3a. The transcript has 34 exons. NCBI's taxonomy places the organism in Eukaryota, Metazoa, Chordata, Actinopteri, Cypriniformes, Nemacheilidae. Bases 157 to 3006 code for a protein of 949 amino acids. Gene Ontology annotation, molecular function: MAP kinase kinase kinase kinase activity; ATP binding. Gene Ontology annotation, biological process: protein phosphorylation. The record is from RefSeq and is a predicted model, not a curated record.
CUGGAGCUCACAGGAAGCCAUGUUAAAGUUAGUCAAGAACCGAAGCUGAGAUUCUUUUCUGACGCCGUAUGUUUAUGUUUUCACUUUCUCCAAGUCCGUCCGUGUCAGGGACCCGAGAAAACCUAACACUCAUAUCCAAAGGCCGGAGUCACCGCGAUGAACUCCAGUUUCGAUCUAUCCAGGAGAAAUCCGCAAGAUGAUUUCGAGCUUAUCCAGAGGAUAGGCAGCGGGACCUACGGGGAUGUCUACAAGGCUCGUAAUGUCACUACAGGAGAGCUGGCUGCCAUCAAAGUCAUCAAACUGGAACCAGGCGAGGACUUUGCAGUGGUUCAACAGGAAAUAAUCAUGAUGAAGGACUGCAAGCACUCCAACAUUGUGGCCUAUUUCGGUAGUUACUUAAGGAGGGAUAAAUUAUGGAUAUGUAUGGAAUACUGUGGGGGAGGUUCGCUGCAAGAUAUAUAUCAUGUUACCGGGCCACUGACAGAAUCACAGAUAGCAUAUGUAACAAGAGAAACCCUGCAGGGUUUAUAUUAUCUACAUAACAAAGGAAAGAUGCAUCGAGACAUAAAGGGGGCUAAUAUUUUAUUUACGGACAACGGUUACGUGAAGCUAGCUGAUUUUGGUGUAUCUGCACAAAUCACAGCAACACUAGCGAAAAGAAAGUCCUUCAUUGGAACACCUUAUUGGAUGGCCCCAGAGGUGGCCGCUGUGGAGAGGAAAGGAGGCUAUAACCACCUGUGUGACAUCUGGGCUGUGGGCAUCACUGCCAUCGAACUGGCUGAGCUACAGCCUCCCAUGUUCGACCUUCAUCCCAUGAGGGCUUUGUUUUUGAUGACGAAAAGCAACUUUCAGCCUCCCAAAUUAAAAGAUAAAGUGAAAUGGACCAAUAAUUUCCACAACUUUGUGAAAUUGGCGUUGACGAAAAAUCCAAAGAAAAGGCUGCCAGCUGACAAGUUAUUGCAGCAUCCCUUUGUGUCUCAACCGCUGAGUCGUAUCCUGGCCAUAGAGCUCUUGGAUAAAGCCAAUAACCCUGAUCACUCAUCCUACACAGACCUGGAUGAUGACGACCCGGAGCCUGAGCCUCCAGUGUCUGUUCCACAUCGGAUUCGUUCAGCGAGCCGUAACAGUCGGGAAGGAAAAACCCUGUCAGAGAUUAACUUUGGUCAGGUGAAGUUCGACGCUCCUUUAACAACAGAGACGAAACCUCAUCAUGAACUACUUGACACUGACGAUUUUUUGGACUGUGCCGAAGAAAUAUACUACACCGCAAGAUCUAAUCUGGAUCUGCAGAUGGAUUAUGAGCAGGGUUCACCAAAAGGCUCUAUCCUAGGAGGAAAUAAGAGUCUGUUAAAAUCUGUCGAGGAGGAGUUGCACCAAAGGGGGCAUGAGGCUCAUUUGGAGGAUGAUGAUGAGGGUGAAGAUGAUGGUGAUGAUCAUGAUGAUGAAUUGCAACACACGAAAAACUUCACCAUGAGGCCAAAGGUCCCCCCGCCACUUCCACCCAAGCCAAAGCCCAGCCCCGGACCACAUCAGAGCCCGUCUGCCGAUCACGACAGCAACCACGGCACUAUUAAGCGUUGCCCAGGGACCGAGAGCCCGGCUCGAUCUUCCACCAACGUUCCCCCCCGUCCUCCACCUCCUCGACUGCCCGCUCACAAGCUCAGCAGUUUAGGUAAUGAGGCUAAUCAGGACGAGCAUUGCCUGUGGGAAGCCCAGAGGGAUGCUGGGAUAUGUAGUCAGUUCGACGAGAGGCUGCAGGUCUCGUUUCAAGACAAGGAGUAUGGGGAAGAUCAAAAUGAGGAAGGAGACAGCAACGGAAUUGGUCAAUCUGAACACUCGCCUUCAGCAGAGAGUCAGUCCACAAUGCCCCCUGCUGUUCCUAUACCAAAAGACAAGAAAGACUUUCUAAAACCCAUCAGCAAUGGUCUUCCUCCAACUCCAAAGGUUCAUAUGGGAGCAUGUUUCUCUAAAGUCUUUAAUGGAUGUCCAUUAAAAAUACACUGUGCAACCUCAUGGAUCAACCCGGACACAAGAGACCAAUAUCUGAUAUUUGGUGCAGAGGAAGGUAUUUACACAUUGAAUUUAAAUGAACUUCACGAGACAUCAAUGGAACAGCUUGUUCCCCGGAGAUGUACUUGGCUGUAUGUCAUGAGCAACAGCCUGCUAUCAAUAUCCGGAAAAGCAUCUCAUUUGUACUCUCACAGUCUGGCGGGCUUGUUUGAGCAUGCUCGACAAAUGCAGAAGCUCCCUGUUGCCAUACCAACGCAUAAAUUUCCUGACAAAAUAGUCCCCAGGAAAUUCUCUGUGUCCAAUAAGAUCCCUGACACGAAAGGGUGUCAAAGGUGCUGUGUGGUAAGGAAUCCAUAUACAGGUCACAAGUAUCUGUGUGGUGCCUUUCAGUCCAGUAUCGUCCUUUUUGAGUGGGUGGAAUCCAUGCAGAAAUUUAUGUUGGUCAAGAACAUAGACUUUCCCCUGCCGUGUCCGCUGGAGGUGUUUGAAAUGCUGGUGGUUCCGGAGCAUCAGUAUCCACUUAUAUGCAUAGCUGUGAGCAAAGGGACAGAGCUGCACCAGGUGGUUCGAUUCGAGACCCUCAACACCAACUCUACCUCCAACUGGUUCACUGAUGCUGACACCCCACAGAGUUGUGUAAUCCACGUGACCCAGCUGGAGAGAGAUACCAUUUUAGUCUGCCUAGACCGGUGCAUUAAAAUUGUCAAUUUACAAGGCCGGUUAAAAUCCAGUCGAAAACUUUCUGCAGAAUUGACUUUUAACUUCCAGAUUGAAUCCAUAGUUUGUCUACAAGACAGUGUGUUGGCCUUCUGGAGACAUGGCAUGCAAGGACGCAGUUUCAAAUCCAACGAGAUUACACAGGAGAUUUCGGACAACUCAAGAAUAUUUAGGCUGCUGGGUUCAGACAGAGUGGUGGUUUUGGAGAGUCGGCCAACAGACAAUCCCACAGCAAACAGCAACCUCUACAUCCUUGCAGGCCACGAAAACAGCUACUGAAUGUGAUGCAUCUUGGGACAUAAACACUACAUGCCAUAACGCUACAUUAUAAGUUUUUGGUUUCGGAUGGCCCAACAACAACUGCCUGCUUGUCAGAGGAACCUAUGCUGUUAUUGGACUGCUGAGAAGUGGGAGACUUGAAUGGCAGAACAAAAACAACUCAAAGAACAGGCGGGUUGUUACCGCAUGUUAUACUACAGUAUGCACUUUCACCCCUAACUUUUCUUGAAGCCUCACUUGUGGCUUCUCGAAGUUCUUUUAAUGGUUUUAAUUUAUUUUACAUGAAACACACACAUACAAACACGCUAAUUUGUUUUAAAACCUAACCAAGGUUUUUGUUUGUUUUUAGCCACUACACUCAAUUGACGCUAACCACACAAGUGCUUUAAGACAUGUAUUUAAUUAAUGUACAUACAGAUUUAGUAUUGUUGUACGCUUUGUAUUAGUUGUAUAGAUAUCCGUAUAUAUGUUGUACAGGUUCGUUCGUGACAGCAUUUGCUGCAAUAAAGAGGACUGUGAGCUAAACUAUGAGAGAAUGGGUACUACUUUAAAUGACCUCUAGGGCCAGAUUUUUUUGUUUGUUUGUUUUAUGCAAUGGCUUUAGGAAUCACAACGCUGAAGUGCCCAUCUUGUCAAGACUUGCCUUUUAAACAUAAUGUGUUUCAUUACACAUCCUAUUCUUUUGAUAUAAAGCCAAAUGCUGUUUUUAUUAAAAACUUUUAAUUCAGUGGCCCUUGUAAUUGUUAAGUUUGUGGUAUGCACUCAUCUACAAUUUGCACAAUGUUAAUAAAAUGUUUGUGUAUAUACAUGUUUUAAAUCAUGCAGAUCAUAACAUAUAGAUAUUUACACAUAUUUUCUGUAAAUGUGUACACAUUUACACACAGACAGGUAUCGCUCUAAGCAAUAACUCAUUAAGGUGUUUUUACAUCAUUGUGCAUCUAGUUGAGUUUGCAUUUUGAGUGGUGUAGACGCUAUAUAGAAGACUAUGGUGAAAUAUUGAUAAUUGCUGUAAACGUUCAGCAACAUGGUAUUACGUCCACGUGUCGAAUGGAAAUUCCAUCACAAAAAAUACUCUUGAGUUUUAUUGUUUAUCUGUGAUUGAAAUACAGUUAUGAAAUUCAUUUUCUUUUGUGUCAUGUUGUGUACAUAUUGUAAAAUAAAAUCACUUGGUUUUACAAAA